CGGCUGUCACAACUCCUGCAGUUGAUCAGGCAGCACCACAAGGAAAGAAGACCUUGAGAAAGGGUAAUGUGGUGAUAACCGGUGCGUCGUCCGGAUUAGGCCUAGCGACGGCCAAGGCUCUUGCCGAGACGGGGGAAUGGCAUGUAGGAAUUUUCUCAAGGCUGAGAAAGCAGCUAAAUCGGUUGGGAUUAAUAAGGAGAAGUAUUCGGUAAUGCAUCUCGAUCUCGCCUCGCUUGAAAGCGUGAGGCAAUUCGCUGACAACUUCCGGCGCUCGGGGCCGCUUGAUGCUUUGGUUUGCUAUGCUGCUGUUUACUUACCUACUGCUAAGGAACCAACGUAUACUGCCCAAGGGUUCGAACUCAGUGUUGGAACGAAUCAUCUCGGUCACUUCCUCCUCGCAAGGCUACUCCUAGGUGAUCUCAAGAAAUCAGAUUACCCGUAUAAGCGUCUCAUUAUUGUUGGUUCCAUUACAGGAAACACAAACACAUUGGCUGGAAACGUGCCGCCGAAAGCUAACCUUGGCAAUCUUAGAGGUCUUGCUGGAGGCUUGAAUGGAGUACAGAGUUCACCUAUGAAAGAUGGAGGAGAUUUUGAUGGUGCCAAGGCAUACAAAGACAGCAAAGUUUGUAACAUGCUCACCAUGCAAGAGUUCCACAGGCGGUACCAUGAGGAAACCGGAAUCACUUUUGCGUCCCUUUACCCCGGUUGCAUUGCAACAACAGGUCUGUUUCGGGAGCACUUUCCGUUGUUCCAGAUUCUUUUCCCCCCGUUUCAGAAAUACAUUACGAAAGGCUACGUUUCGGAAGAAGAAGCCGGUAGCAGACUUGCACAGGUUGUGAGUGAUCCGAAUCUUACGAAGUCGGGUGUUUACUGGAGUUGGAACAAGGACUCGGAAUCGUUCGAAAACCAGCUUUCGAAAGAGGCGAGUGAUGCGGAGAAGGCAAAGAAGUUGUGGGAGAUAAGUGAGGAGUUAGUUGGUUUGGCAUAAAUAGACACCAGCAUGAGAACAAACUAAAAACAUAUUUUACCAUGGCUCCCACCUUUGUAAAUGUAAAAGGUUUUGUGCUUA
This is a messenger RNA of Hibiscus syriacus, 1069 nucleotides long. RefSeq names its product protochlorophyllide reductase C, chloroplastic-like. The record is from RefSeq and is a predicted model, not a curated record. NCBI's taxonomy places the organism in Eukaryota, Viridiplantae, Streptophyta, Magnoliopsida, Malvales, Malvaceae. Gene Ontology annotation, molecular function: protochlorophyllide reductase activity.